This is a messenger RNA of Grammomys surdaster, 1044 nucleotides long. RefSeq lists its product as uncharacterized. Gene Ontology annotation, biological process: cell surface receptor signaling pathway. The transcript is spliced from 3 exons. Bases 184 to 987 code for a protein of 267 amino acids. The record is from RefSeq and is a predicted model, not a curated record. NCBI's taxonomy places the organism in Eukaryota, Metazoa, Chordata, Mammalia, Rodentia, Muridae. Gene Ontology annotation, cellular component: plasma membrane.
UUUAGUUAAAAAAGAAAGUAAAAAGAAAAAAAUUAUUUACUGUGUUAAAAAUUUCCUUCCAUACUGUGAAGUGUAUCAGCAAUAACAUGUGUGUAACAUGAUGACUGUGAAUCUGAAAAGCGAUUUAGUCACAGAAAAGUCGUAGACAAGGUCUGAUGCCCCUUUUUGCUAGUCAAUGCAAUCAUGAACACGAGGCUUCUCUGGUGUGUAGCGCUUUAUCUCCUGGUAGCAGGCUCUUUGGAUUGCCAAGUUAUCCAGACACCACGACAUCUGCUCAUUGGGAAAGGACAGAAAGCAAAAAUGAGCUGUAUUCCUGAAAAUGGACAUACUUUUGUUUAUUGGUACCAACAGAAGCAGAACAAAGAGUUAAAGUUUUUGAUUUAUUUUCAACGUCAAGAAGCUCGUGACAAAAUAGACUUGUUCAAGGAGCGAAUUUUAGCUGAAUGUCCCUUAAACUCACCCUGCAGCUUGGAAAUCCAGUCCUCCGUGGCAGGAGACUCAGCGUUAUACCUCUGUGCCAGCAGUCUGUCCACAGCACUGAAAUGUGUAUUGUCUUUAGCACACAAACUCUCCAUGGAGCCAACUCAGGAAGCAGGUUCUUUUGAUGCUGCAGUUACUCAGACACCAAGACAUUUGAUCAAGCUGAAAGGGCAGAAAGCAGAGAUGAGGUGUAACCCUGAAAAGGGGCACACUACUGUUUUCUGGUAUCAACAAAAACAGAGCAAAGAAUUAGAGUUCCUGAUUUACUUUCAGAAUCAACAGCCUGUUGAUCAAAUAGACAUGGUCAAGGAGAGAUUCUCAGCUGAGUGUUUCUCAAACUCAUCCUGCAACCUGGGAAUCAAAACUUCUGAAGCAGAAGACACAGCACUGUACCUGUGCUCCAGCAGUCAAUCCACAGCGCUGAAAUGUGCACUCCCCCCAGUGCACAAACUCACCAGGGAACCACUUAGGGAGCAGGUGAUGCUGGAAGGAAGGAAGAGAAACUAACUGGAGCCAGUGCAAACCACAACAGACUUCACACAGGAUAGAACCUUCCAAAACCUC